Molecule: messenger RNA, 1501 nt
Organism: Paramecium pentaurelia
Lineage: Eukaryota; Ciliophora; Oligohymenophorea; Peniculida; Parameciidae
Source: the annotation of a GenBank genome assembly
AUGUCUGAAUAAAAGCAGCCAAAUAUUAUCAAUUACUUCUAGUAAUAUAAAUAAAGCAUUCAGAAUGCUUUCAAAAUAUUAGAAGAUGUAGAUUUUGAAUUGCCAGAAGAGGAAUUAAAGUAAAAAGUUCCUAAAUAGGUAAUAUCUGUUAACCAAUUAAUUAGAUUGAAGAUUAAAAACAAUCUAUAGAACCUAAAUUCAUUUCACAAGCAGAUACAAAAAGAGCGCUUGAGAAUAUUGAUAAAUUAAUUUGUUAAUUAUAAUUAGUAACACCAUUAUAUAGUGAUCCAAAAUAGUACAAUUAUCAUUAAUUAGUUUAAAUUUCGAGUCAAAUGAUAGGACUAAAAGAUAGACAUAGAUGAAGCAUUAAUAAAUGUGGGAUCAAAUCAAAUUGCAAUAGAAAGAGCGAUUCGCAAAGUUUUAAGAUUAAGAAAUUUUAGAAAGAAUACUAGAAUUAGACUCUUAAUUGAAAGAGGAUUAUGAAUAUAAUUUCUAAUUUUCAAGUGGUACUCAAAAAAAGACAAUUUAAAUCAAAUAUCAUGAUGUUUUAAAAUUAAAUCCACCCAAUUAUUUGAAUGAUGGAAUUAUAAACUUUUAUUUAAAAUUUAUUGAGUUUGAAUUACUUGAUGAAUCCUUAAGAUCUAAAACAUACAUAUUUAAUACUUAUUUUGUAGAAAAAUUAUGUCUAUUUGAUAAAUUAUAGACUAUAUAAUAGAAUGAUAAUCAUAGAAUAAAUGAGCUCUUUAAAUAAUCAUAUGAACAUAUAAAAAGAUGGGUUAAAGAAGAUUUGACUGAAAAAGAAUAUUUAUUAUUUCCUAUAAAUUUACCUGAACAUUGGUCUCUUUUGAUAGCUCAUAAAUAAAGUAAAUCUUUUUAAGAUUCUGUUAUAAUAUAUUUAGAUAGUUUUGGAAUAAUAGAUUAAAAGUUAGUUACAAUAAUAAAGAUGUAUUAAUUUAAAUAUUUAUAUUUAGGUAUUUACAUAAAAUGUAAUGUGAUAAAAUUUAAUCAGAUAUAAAUUAUAAUGAUUCUCCUAUCAAAUAAAUACCAGCCUAUUAACUUUUAGUACCUAGAUAAGUUAAUUAUGUUGAUUGUGGAGCUUUCCUUUUAGAAUAUGCAGAAUCAUUCUUAUCUGAUCCAAAUUAUCUUUUAUCAGAUUUUGAAUCACCUGAAGGCAUUUACAAAUUGAAACUCUUCCCUAGAACACUUGUUAAUAAAAAGAGACUUUUAAUGAAAUAAUUAUUAAUUGAACUAGUAGAAUUAGGCAAAGAAUAGGCUCUCAUCAAUUACAAAUAAAGAAGAUAAGAAAUAAUUUAAAGUUGCUGUAAACAAUGAAUGCAUUCUAAUAUUAGACAUAAACGAAGAUGAAUACGAUAAAAUAGACCAAGAUUUAUUCAAAGAGUUCCUGAAUCAAAAGAAUUCCAUUAGUGUGAACACAGAUUAGUAAAGAUCUAUGUUACUGGACUUUUACAUGAAUCCAUAAUAAAAUUAUUAUGAAUAAUGA